Messenger RNA from Cryphonectria parasitica EP155, 1827 nucleotides. RefSeq lists its product as uncharacterized. Lineage: Eukaryota; Fungi; Ascomycota; Sordariomycetes; Diaporthales; Cryphonectriaceae. The record is from RefSeq and is a predicted model, not a curated record. Gene Ontology annotation, molecular function: transmembrane transporter activity. Bases 1 to 1827 code for a protein of 608 amino acids. The transcript has 2 exons. Gene Ontology annotation, biological process: transmembrane transport.
AUGGGUCUCAAGUUCCGAGGAGGUCUCAUUGGCCUUAGAAACAUUGGCAGUGGUGUGGAAGUUGUUCAAAGCAAACAGAACGAUCCCGAGCAGCAGCAGCAGCAAGACGCCUCCGGCAAAGAGCUCGACCCGAUCGUAGACACCACCGAUGCCGCCGCCCCUUCAACGCAUUCGGUCGAGGGAAAAAAGGAACUGCAGUUUGGGGUGCAGGCCGCAGAAGCCACACUCCAGGUAUGGUCUAAGAAUCAUUUGAUCACUGCCUAUAUCUUUAUGUGGCUGAUCAACUUCAUCAAUGCUUUCACAUCUGGUGUUGCUGGUACUCUGACCACCUACGCAGUCAGUGAAUUUUCCAUGCACUCGUUGGUUUCCACUACGAGUAUCUUGGCCGGUCUCAUUCCCGGUCUUACCAAACUCGCGUUUGCCAAGUUCAUCGACAACUUUGGACGGCCUCAGGGUUUCAUGCUUGCCGUUGGUGUCAUGACUCUUGGCUUGAUUAUGCUCGCCGCCUGCAACAACGUCGAGACUUAUUGCGCCGCCGCCGUCUUCUACUACACUGGCUACUCCUGGAUUGAUUUCUCAAUCACAAUCUUCAUCGCCGAUACAUCCAAGCUCAGGAACCGGGCAUUCUCGAUCGCUUACGUCUCAUCCCCGUGGCUCAUCACUACCUGGGUGUAUGGUCUUGCCUGCGAUAGGAUCACUGCUGAUGGUGGCAUCGGCUGGCGUUGGGGAUACGGUACCCUUGCCAUCGUUGUUCCUAUCAUCUGUGCUCCUCUUUGGGCUCUGUUCUACUUCAAUCAGCGCAAGGCCAUCAAAAUGGGACUCGUCCACACUAAGCCCCAUGAUCGUGGCGUUCUUCAGAACAUUGUCUUCUACGGAAGGGAGUUCGAUAUAAUCGGUAUCCUUCUCGCUGCCGUCGGCUUUGGCCUAUUUCUGCUGUCGUUCAGCUUGUACGCGUAUCAGACGGACCAGUGGCGCUCCUCCUUGAUCAUCUGCUUCUUCGUUUUUGGUGGUCUUCUGAUUAUCACCUUUGUCCUCUGGGAGAGGUUCCUCGCCCCUGUCACAUUUGUCCCCUGGUCCCUGAUCAAGAAUCGCACCGUCUUCUUCACCUAUACUAUGGUGGCCUCACUUUACACUGCCUGGUACUUGUGGGACAACUACUUCUACUCUUUCUGCAUUGUUGUCUUCAAUCUGAGCGUGACAAACGCUACCUACAUGGGCAACGUCUACACCAUAGGAAGUGUCUUUUGGGCCCUCCUCUUCGGUCUUUUCAUCCGUUACAAUGGUCGCAUCAAAUGGCCUGCCGUAUAUUUCGGCGUUCCCAUGACCAUCCUCGGUGUCGGCUUGAUGAUUCAUUUCCGUCAGCCGAAUGUCAACGUUGGUUACGUCGUCAUGUGCUUGAUCUUCAUCGCAUUCGGCGGCGGUACGCUCGUAAUCUGCGAGCAGAUGACUGUUAUGGCAGUCUCAAAGCAUGAGGACAUUCCUGCUGUUAUUGCUAUGGAGGGCAUGGUAGCUAAUAUGGGACAAGCUAUCGGAUCGACUGUGGCCGCAGCUAUGUGGACUGGUAUCUUCCCCGAGAAGCUUGCCCAAUAUCUUCCCGCUGAUGCUCAGUCGUCCUUGACUGAGAUCUAUGGUAGCAUUGAUGUCCAGUCCUCGUAUCCGAUUGGCAGUGCCACUCGUACCGGUAUUAUGAACGCCUAUGGGGCGACCCAAAAGUUGAUGCUGAUCACCGCUGCUUGCCUUUAUACCAUCACUUGGGCCAGCACCUUCAUGUGGGAAAGCAUCAACGUCAAGGAGAUUAAGCAGUUCAGCGGUACUAUUAUGUGGUAA